CUACAUUUAGUUCAGUUCAAGUAGAGUGUCGGAAUAGUCGCAGGACUAGCGCCCAAACGAACAACACAGACCCACAGUAUUGCUAACUGCUCCUGAGAUACACACAGGCAUAUAGGCAUAGUUAAGAUUUUUUUGCACGUUCCGUUCAUUGAGAAAUUCAUUGGAAAAAUCAAGUGCAAUGGCAAUAGCAGUUAUCUAGGCAGAGGACAUCCAUAGUACUGCUAUUGUCUUAGCUGACUCCUUCUAAACAAUAAAAAUUAUACCAACAACAAUAAUGCCAAUCAAUGCAAUAUAAAAUGCUUAACUAUCAGUAGACGCGUAAAACGCUUAUUAAAAACAGAAAUAUAUAUACAUAUAUAUAAAUUAUAAAAUCGUUUUCUAUUCCGUGAGUUUGUGCUGAGCAACAACUUUAAGCAGAUCAACACUAUUUAAAUACAUAUCCAGAUCAUAUCAGCCUAAGAAGAGAAGCUACCGAAAUUGUUACAAUAACGAAGGAUCCAGAACCAGUUUUGGAAAUCGUUAUAUGAUUUAUGCAAAUCAUUGGAUUCAAUCUAAGUUUUUUGACGAAGAUGCUUUGUAACCGUAUAUUGAACAAAUACGUACAAAUAGAUAUAUUGGUUAUUUUGAUAUGCUUAACACACGGAAAUGGCAACUUCCUAAAUGCUCGUAGCCGUGACUAUGCAUCUCAGAGAAAUACGGAUACAGAGAAUGGAGUCAAGGGCGUAGACGGUGCUCCCACUGCAGGCAAUGGCCUGGUCGAGGGCAGCGAUGUGAGUGCUGUCGGAGAAGUUUUUGUUCCAAAAACAUUUCCACUCAGUUCCCAGGAACCAACAUGUGAGCAACUACGUGCGAUGUGGAUCUUUUCCAAGAGACAAUCUCGUGCAGCAGAGAUAACAAAUGAAAUACCAACAUAUCGCGACCCUUUUACAUACAAUGUGUGGGAGCCUCUAUAUUCCAACUCGCGGACCAUGGGCUCCCUUAGAAUGGGGACAAGGGAGCGUUCCCGUUCCCCCGUCUUCGGCCGAGUUGUCAGUCGGGAGCCCAUUGUUCCCCAACGUGUAUCUUAUGGACAACGUCAGCGACUAGUCGAUGGAGGUGGCAUGACAAGAUUCUACGGCGCCGAAACCCGACCUUCGAACGGUCCAUCCUCGCGCAGAUCCACCCAAAAUCGAUAUGUCGGCGGUCCCAAUAGCUCAGUGACUACUUCUAACAGCGGAGGUAAUCCGAAUUCCGUUGCUGUGCAAGGCAGCUUCCAAAAACUGAAGGAGCUCAUUUGGACAGAGCGGGCAAAGGAACUAACACAGCAGCGUCGAGCCGAAGAAUUGGCAGCACGAGCGGCAGUUCUUAAAGAGAUAACAAACGGCCAAAACAUACAGUCGUCUUACAAGCCACCAUUUCUCUCGAAAUCCGACUCAAUAUUGAUGGAUGAGAAUCGAAGUCCCGACGGCAGUGUUGGGCAAUAUAUGGACGAUGGACGAGUGCCGAUUGCUGAUGGACAAGCCUUUGGCCCCAAUGGCAAGAAUGAGCACAGAAAUGGAGGAGCCCGCGCAUCGGCCCGCAGCUAUUCGAGCCGCAUGGGGCAUGCCUCGGCAGCGGGAAAUAUAUUUUCGGGUAACUCGGCCGCAGGACAAUCGGGGCGGGCGGCUCGCAUAAAGCUUCCUGCAACUGGGUUCAACUCAGGCUCAGAGCUCUCAGAUAGAGAUCAGGCAGUUAUAGGCAUACCAAGGACAUAUCCGUUGCGACAAUCGCAUUUCAGAGAAAGAAAUCGCUCACUACUAAAACAGCACUCUCCUAGCGACUAUUUCCAGCGAGAUGCAAGAAACUUGAAUGGCUUACAUAUUGAUGGAGCAAAACUAAAUGGAAACUACCUAUCCCCAUUCAAUCCAAUUCCAAUUGAAUAUAAUAUGAGAGCCAAUGGGCCGCUCUAUGUCAGGGAAGAUUUUGGAGAUGAGGAAAAGAGCGGAGAUGUUGGUGUUGUGUCGCCGCCACAGCAGCUUAAAUCUGACCAAUUUGGAUUUGAUUUCUACGACUACAAUGGCUAUUAAGGGCUGAAUGAAAGUCAUAAUCCAAAUUUGAGUUGAUUCGAUUUUUGUUCUGCCAGUUCAAGACAAGAAUAAUUAUACGAAAAUGAAUUGUCUAUUCUGUUCGACCUAAAAACUUUCCACAUUAGGGUUUAUGUAUAUUCUUCUAACUAUUUUUAUUAUGUAAAGAUUUUUGUAUAGAAAUCGUGUAAUGCAACUACAUACAUAUAUAAACGGUGUUGUGCCCAUCUCGAAAAUGGCUUACUAAGAACCUGUACGGCGAAUUUCGGUAAUGUAAAUACAAGGAAACAAAUGAAACUAUACAA
Messenger RNA from Scaptodrosophila lebanonensis, 2347 nucleotides. RefSeq lists its product as uncharacterized. Lineage: Eukaryota; Metazoa; Arthropoda; Insecta; Diptera; Drosophilidae. The transcript has 7 exons. The coding region runs from base 531 to 2045 and encodes 504 amino acids. The record is from RefSeq and is a predicted model, not a curated record.